This is a messenger RNA of Cornus florida, 1707 nucleotides long. RefSeq lists its product as uncharacterized. NCBI's taxonomy places the organism in Eukaryota, Viridiplantae, Streptophyta, Magnoliopsida, Cornales, Cornaceae. Bases 124 to 1134 code for a protein of 336 amino acids. The record is from RefSeq and is a predicted model, not a curated record. The transcript is spliced from 10 exons.
GCCUCACCUUCUACGUGGAACAAGACAAGCCUUUCGACAAAGCCAAGUAUUCUACGCCCCACUGCGGCCUUUAGUAAUUAGUAUCACCCUGACCCGACUUUUCGAACUAUCAAAUCAUGGAAAAUGCAAAUUCAAGUUCAUAUCUCGAUUAAUUUACUCACAAUGUUCCUUCUCAAGACAUGGAGAUCAACGGCUUUUGGUCUGUAUGGUUACUUGAAUUUCACUAAAUCUGGUUUUAUGGAGCACUCGAAAAACUUCAAACCUGAAGACAUGCAAACAAAAAUAGAGAGAAAGAACUGCAUAGUUACAGGAGCUAAUUCCGGCAUUGGCUAUGCUACUGCUGAGGGUCUUGCUUCACGUGGGGCUAGUGUUUAUAUGGUAUGCCGUAAUAAGGAGAGGGGAGAAGCUGCUCUUACUAAAAUUCAGUCUGUGACUGGCAACCAGAAUGUUUACCUGGAGGUAUGUGAUCUUUCAUCUGUCAGCGAGAUCAAGUCAUUUGCUUCCAGAUUUUCCUCAAAGGAUGUGCCAGUUCAUGUCUUGGUUAACAACGCUGGCGUGCUUGAGCAUAACCGUAUUACUACGUCCGAAGGAUUCGAGUUGAAUUUUGCUGUAAAUGUAUUAGGGACAUUUAUCAUGACAGAAUUGAUGAUGCCAUUGCUGGAGAAAGCUGCACCUGAUGCUCGAGUUAUCACAGUUUCCUCAGGUGGAAUGUACACAGCCCCCUUGACGAAAGAUCUACAGUUUAGUGAUAAUAGCAACUUUGAUGGGGUGGAACAGUAUGCUCGCAACAAGCGUGUUCAGUUGGCAUUGACAGAAAAAUGGGCUGAAAUGUACAAUAACAAAGGCAUUGGCUUCUACUCAAUGCACCCGGGUUGGGCUGAGACACCUGGGGUUGCUAAAAGUUUGCCUAGUUUUUCGAAAAGCUUAUCAGGAAAGCUUAGAACAUGUGAGGAAGGUGCAGAUACGAUUAUCUGGUUGGCUUUACAGCCAAAAGAAAAAUUGGUAACGGGUGCAUUUUAUUUUGAUAGAGCUGAAGCGCCUAAACACCUUAUGGUCGCAGCUACAAAGGGUUCUCACGCUGCUAUAGACUCCAUCAUUGACAGCCUUCGUCCCUUAUCUGCUAUUUCUUCAUAAAAUUUCUCUUAUAGAGAAGUUUGGAGAAAUUUUCUUUUAAUUAAUGGAGAAGAUAACAUCAUUUUGGAUGUAUUCUGUUUCUGAUUUUGAACUGAAUUUAAAUUUUGAGAAAGCUGCUGGUAUGCUGUUAGAGGGGAAUUUGAGGUUUCUUGGAUCCAAUUAAUAGUAAAUAAUAGAUAUAGCUUCAUGUUGAAUGUAUUUUGUUGCUGAUUGUAAACAUGAUUCUAAUUUUGAAACACUGCUGGCCUUUGCUUCUGAUUUAGUAACUGAAAUGAAAUCUGAGACUGCAAAAUGAAAAAUUAUUGAAUAAGCUGCACCAGCUGGGAAUGCAACCCAGGUAUGCACUACAAUGCUGGCAGAAGAGGCGCGGUAAGAUAUCAUUUGUUAUGUUUUAACGAAGUGAUUUUAGCCUACAAUAGAAUAUUGAUUAGAGUCAUUUAUGUGAUUGAUUUUAGGAAUCCUCUAUCAAUAUAUUUUUCAUAUUUAUCACUUGUAUUCUUUCACCUAUAAAUAGAUGUGCUCAUUGUAAACAAUCUCAAGAGAGAAUAUAAUAAGAGUGAUGUAUCCCUUUCG